This is a messenger RNA of Asparagus officinalis (garden asparagus), 2053 nucleotides long. RefSeq names its product sodium/hydrogen exchanger 6-like. Gene Ontology annotation, biological process: regulation of pH; sodium ion transport; proton transmembrane transport. Gene Ontology annotation, cellular component: endosome; membrane. Gene Ontology annotation, molecular function: sodium:proton antiporter activity. NCBI's taxonomy places the organism in Eukaryota, Viridiplantae, Streptophyta, Magnoliopsida, Asparagales, Asparagaceae. The coding region runs from base 66 to 1616 and encodes 516 amino acids. The transcript has 23 exons. The record is from RefSeq and is a predicted model, not a curated record.
GCCCCCCGCCGCCGCCGGGGGAGGAGCAGCAGGCGGCGGGGGUGGGGAUCCUGCUGCAGAUAUCGAUGCUGGUGCUUUCUUUCGUGUUAGGUCACGUGAUCCGCCGGCACAAGUUCUAUUACCUACCCGAGGCCAGCGCUUCUCUUUUGAUCGGUUUAGCAGUCGGUGGACUUGCAAAUGUUUCAAAUACUGAAACCAGCAUUAGGGGAUGGUUCAAUUUUCAUGAGGAAUUCUUCCUCAUGUUCUUGCUACCUCCAAUUAUAUUUCAGUCAGGCUUCAGCUUAGCACCGAAACCAUUUUUUUCAAACUUUGGGGCUAUUAUUACUUUUGCUAUCCUCGGGACUUUCAUUGCUUCAACUGUUACUGGUGUAUUAGUAUACCUUGGUGGAUUAACGUUCCUAAUGUAUAAACUGCCAUUGGUCGAAUGCCUUAUGUUUGGCGCUCUUAUAUCAGCAACUGAUCCUGUCACUGUGUUAUCCAUUUUCCAGGAACUCGGUACUGAUACGAAUCUCUAUGCUUUGGUGUUUGGAGAAUCUGUUUUGAAUGAUGCAAUGGCAAUUUCUCUGUACAGGACGAUGGCGUCAGUCAGAAGUAAUGCUUCAGCAGGGCAGGGCUUUUUGCUGGUAGUGGUUAGCUUUCUCGAGACAUUUGUUGGUUCAUUAUCAUCAGGUGUACUGGUUGGGUUCACUUCUGCUCUGCUUUUUAAGUAUGCGGGACUGGAUGUUGACAAUCUUCAAAACCUGGAGUGCUGCUUAUUUGUCCUCUUUCCUUACUUUUCGUACAUGCUAUCUGAAGGCCUUGGCCUUUCUGGUAUUGUAUCAAUACUGUUCACUGGAAUUGUCAUGAAGCACUACACAUUCUCAAAUUUAUCAGGAAAUUCUCAACGCUUUGUUGCUGCCUUUUUCCAUUUAAUUUCAUCAUUAGCAGAAACCUUUGUAUUUAUAUACAUGGGAUUUGAUAUUGCCAUCGAACAACAUAGCUGGUCACAUGUUGGGUUUAUCUUUUUUGCAAUUUUAUUCAUAGGAGUUGCGCGGGCGGCCAAUGUUUUCUCUUGUGCUUACUUGGUUAACCUGGCUCGACCAGUAAAUCAUAAAAUACCUGUAAAGCAUCAGAAGGCACUUUGGUAUAGUGGACUUCGAGGCGCAAUGGCUUUUGCCCUUGCUCUGCAAUCAGCACAUGAUCUUCCUGAGGGGCAUGGCAAAAUAAUCUUCACAGCUACUACUGCAAUAGUGAUGCUAACUGUGUUAUUGAUUGGAGGCUCAACUGGUAAAAUGCUUGAAGCUCUUGAAGUCGUUGGGGAUGGCCAAAAUGUUCCAUUAGAGGAGAGUUUUGAGGGGAACAAUGGGUACACUAGGGCAUCUAAUGACGAGGAAACUUCCUCUAGAAAUAAGAUAAAAAUGAAACUGAAGGAGCUCCAUCAAAGCACCCCAUCAUUCGGUGCAUUAGAUAGGAAUUAUCUCACUCCAUUCUUCACAACUCAAAACGGAAAGGAUAAUCAGGGUGAUUCAGAAGGUCCACACCAAAGUUCUAGACCAUCAGGCGGUUCUGGUACUCAAAUUGAAUUGGCACGGCCUGAUCAUCAGAUUGAAUUGGGACAGCCUGACCAAGUUCAGUAGCUCUCUGUAGCACGUAAACAUUUCCUAACCAACACACUGAUGGGUGGUAUACAAGCUGACAAAUAGAAUCUGCAAUACAUCAAUUCUUUCCUCAGCCCUGGACAUUAAACACAAUUCAUCUGUAUCAAGUGUUAUUGAAGUAGCAAUAUGUAGUUGGAGGCUGCAUAACGAAGCUUUUUCUUGCCUGCGUCUGUUGUGUAGCUACUACACGAUAAACAGCAAUUAUGUUGAAAUGUUUUUGUUACUGAACAAAUAUUUGAUAUUUAAUUAUACGUUAAUUUGGAAUGUGAAGAAACUGAAUGCAAAGGUAACGAGAGAGAACCCUGAAUGCUGUGGCAAAUGGUAACGCGAUUCGCAGGGUACGACCUCCAGCUCAUCUGGUACUUCUCCGCAUCAAGAAGAAAAGAAUAAUCCAAGCGAUUCUUUGCUCAAGAUCU